This is a messenger RNA of Epithele typhae, 2433 nucleotides long. Its product is annotated as copper amine oxidase. Gene Ontology annotation, molecular function: copper ion binding; quinone binding; primary methylamine oxidase activity. Gene Ontology annotation, biological process: amine metabolic process. The transcript has 11 exons. The record is from RefSeq and is a predicted model, not a curated record. The coding region runs from base 1 to 2433 and encodes 810 amino acids. Gene Ontology annotation, cellular component: plasma membrane. NCBI's taxonomy places the organism in Eukaryota, Fungi, Basidiomycota, Agaricomycetes, Polyporales, Epitheliaceae.
AUGCGUCUCAGCGUGCUGUCUUUGGUCGUUCUCGUCGUGGAGCUCGCCGCCGUCGGCGCCAAGGUCCAACGCGUCGCACAUCCCCGAUCGAAGCAGGCCACGCGCGUCCGCAACAAGCGGCCCGGCUCCAGCCACGAUCCGUCCGGCUUCACCGGUACCGGUUGGGCCGCUCGCGCCCCGUCCACGGACGCGCCCAAGGCCAACGUCUGGGACUUGCUCUCCAACGACGAGGCCGCCGAUGUCAUCGCCUUCCUCCACAAGCAGGACGCCCUCAACCUCACCGCCGCGGAGAAUGGAACCAGCUGGGACAACACCAUCCAGGUCGUCGACACGCUUCUUCCCAACAAGACGGCCGUUCUGCCGUACCUCAGCGGGAACGGAAGCAAGCCCGAUCGGUACGCAAAGGCCAUUAUCUGGUUUGGCGCGUCGGAGGAGCCGUGGCUACAGGAGUUCCAGGUCGGCCCUCUUCCCAUCUCGAACACGUCCACCUACACCUCCCUCGACUGGGCAACCACCAAGGGAAAGGCCGUCCAGCGCAACUACAACGCGGACGAGGACCUUCAGUAUGAGUUCUUCACCAACGUCUCCGCCACCGUGCAAGACAUUCUCACCGACCUGAUCAACGGCACUGCGAGCGGCACGGACGACGACAACCUCGACAUCUGGGGCGUUGACCCCGCCUGGCACCCCGACGAGUACACGACCCUCAUGUGGGUCACCUACUGGCGCAUUCCAGAAUCCAUCUUCGACGGCGAGACGCUCCUCCCCCAGGGCAUCUUCUUGGAGACGAACGUUUCCGGUCGCGAUCCUUCCCUGUGGUCCGCUCUUGGCUGGUUCUACGCGAAUACAUACUACAACUCCACGGAGUCCUUCCGCGCCGCGUGGGAGGCUGGUGAGCUCCCAAAGCUCGAGAGCAACCUCGAGGGCGACUGGAUCGGCAGCGACUACAUGGGCCCCAAGACCGAAGGCGGCGAGAACAGCACGAUGUGGGGGAGCGAACGCGCUCCGCCGCUGCAAGUACCUGUCGGGGGCGCCGAGGGCCUGCGGUACAAAGUCGACAUCGACGAGAAGUAUGUCGAGUGGAUGGACUUCUCGUUCUAUCUGGGCUACUCGCGCGACACUGGCCUUCGUCUCUUUGACAUCAAGUACCGUGGCGAGCGUAUCGUCUACGAGCUUGGGCUUGAGGAGGCUAUCGCGCACUACGCGGGAGCAGACCCUGUUCAGAGUGGCGUCGCUUACCUCGACACUUACUACGGUUUUGGCCCCUACGCGUUCGAGCUCCUUGCAGGCUACGACUGCCCGACCCACGCCACUUUCCUCAACACUAGCUUCCACGCCAGCGAGAUCAGCAGGACGCACCCUAACUCGAUCUGCCUUUUCGAGUACGACACUGGAUACCUCAUCCAGCGCCAUUCGAACGAGGCGUACGUGUCCGGCACGAAGAACAUCGCGUUCGUGGUCCGCUCAGUCAGCACGGUUGGCAACUACGACUACAACUUCGACUACACGUUCUAUCUCGACGGCAGCAUCGAAGUGACCGUUCGUGCCAGUGGCUAUAUUCAGAGCACGUACUACUACGGCAAUGAGGACUACGGUUACAAGAUCCGCUCCGGCCUCUCUGGCUCGAUGCACGACCAUUGUCUCCUCUUCAAGGCCGACAUCGAUAUUCUCGGGACCGCGAACUCGAUCGCCAACCACACCGUCGUCCCCGUCAAGGAGGCCUACCCUUGGUCCCACGGGGUCGAGCGCAGCACGAUGAAGCUCGAGCGCUCCUACCUCCAGACCGAGGACGAGGGCAAGAUCCAGUGGACGGCAAACGCGCAGACGAUGCUCAUGGUCGUCAACCAAGACGAGGAGAACCCGUUCGGGGAGCCGCGCGGGUACCGGAUCAUGCCCGGGCGUGGGAGCGGGAUGCACCUGACGAUCACCGAGUCUUCGGACCUGCUGGCGUCGCAGAGCUUCGCGACGCACCAGCUGUACGCGACGGUGCGGAAGGACACGGAGCCGCGCGCGGCGCACUCGCUGAACGGGUACGACGUCGCGAACCCGGUCGUCAACUUCGGGGAGUUCUUGGACGGGGAGAGCCUCGUGCAGGAGGACGUCGUGCUGUGGUUCAACCUCGGCAUGCACCACGUCCCGCACACGGGAGACUUGCCGAACACGGUGUUCACCACGGCGCAGGGGUCGAUGAUGAUCCUGCCUCACAACUACCUCCUCCACGACCCGUCGCGGGACUCGCGCCAGACGGUGCGCGUGGACUACAACAACUCGGGCGUCCAGUUGGUGAACACGUUCGGCUCGGAGAUGUCGAAGGGCGGCGCGAACCUGACCGCUGCCGUCCCCGAUUUCUGGGCUUACCGCGGCGACAUCUCGGUUCGCAAGUUCCCCUACGAUCCUCAACACCCGUACAACGACACCGAGUCCAUUGUCUGA